Molecule: messenger RNA, 3704 nt
Organism: Anopheles arabiensis
Lineage: Eukaryota; Metazoa; Arthropoda; Insecta; Diptera; Culicidae
Product: zinc finger protein 160-like
Exons: 3
Coding region: 1773-3122 (449 amino acids)
Cellular component (GO): nucleus
Source: RefSeq, a predicted model, not a curated record
AAAGUAUUUCUGGUUUUCCUUUACAUUUUUGUACUUUGGUGAUCGUCCUUGCUGUUCUUGCUAGAUCGUGCUGGUCGCUUUUAUAAGCCUGUGCAUGUAAUGGAACCACGUAUCGUACAUUACGCGUAUUAUCUUAAAUCAGUUUAGGGCACAAUGAUUAUUUGAAAAAUUAGUAUGACUAUGCGCACUGUUGCAUAACUAUUCCAUAACUUUAUUUAAUAAGUUCUCUAACAAUUUUUACACGAAUACAUCCAAUGCGGAAACAAAUUUUCUUGUCUAACUUGUCCAAAUGAGCUUUUAAACAUCGCGAAAUAUCAAACGAAAUUUGAACCGAAAAUUGUUCAGAUUUUCUCAGUACUUGCAAUCAACGCUCCCGACAACAACAACAAAAUAAAUAAAUAAAAAGAACAAUUUUCGAGACUGCUACGAAUGUAUGCAGCUUGUCCUGACAAGCGACAACAGGUUUUGCGCAGAUUGUUGAUUGAGAACAUACAAAAAGAGCCCGAUUCAGACAGUCGACCUACGAAAUGCCUCAUCAUGCAGAAGCGGAGCUGCAAUUGGCAAAAAACUACAGCAGGCAGGAAUUUAAAACCGAGUACAAUACAUAAUGUGUCGAAUGAAAGUUUUUAGAUGCAGUUCAGCCCGGUGUUCCGGGUUUUUAAUGUGAAGAAGAAUCAGUGAUUUUCUUACCAUUUGUGUUUUACUUUACUAUCCUUGCUAUAUUUGGCAUGGUAGUGAAAACUUUUUUUACCAAUAUCGCAAAGUAACUCUCCAAAACGUACAUUUUUCUGUUCUUCUUAUCAUUCUGAAUACAUCUAGUUAAAACUUUCGAGCGUAUACUAUAAAAAUGUACAAGGGUUGCCACUAUUUGACAACGUAAGAGCAGAAACAGACGAUUUGUCAAAUAAACCAACCAUGAAACAUUGUUGGACGUUUCUCUUAGAAUUAUGUUUGAUUUUUCAGUACGAUUCGGAUCGUCUAUUAUGCUGCGGGUGACACAUUGGAACAGAACAGGGUUAUUUCAGAGAUGUAAUAUUGGCUCUCUGUUCUAUUCAAUAAUAGAUCGUUGAUUGCUAGUAGGUGACGUCUUAUUUAGUCACUUCAAUGCUACAAUUGGCAAUACUGCUAUGAUUAGAACAUUGGUAUAUUACGUCCUGUCAAAAUCUACCACCACAUUGUCCCCUUACGUUGCUCUAUUACAAUAAGCGAGCACGUGCACUGUCGAAGGAACGCUAAACUUUUUCCCCAUCAACGGUUUACCACGAACAUUAACGAAAUCUUUGACAUUCCGUCGUAAACACAAUCGAUUCAUGGUUCAGCUCCCGCACAGCUUCCCCGUACAAACAUUCCGUUUCAUCUACCAUGCAUUCGUCUCCCUCGAAAAAAUGGAGCGUAGAGAAAACCAAAAGUGAAGCUCAUUUUCAUAAAUGCUCAAUUUGUGUAAUACCACUCCCGUAAUUACGUUAUGAGCGUAGUGUGAGUCAUUUUACGCCAAUAACCGAAACACACUGCUAACAGGUUAGGAUAUGUACAGGGGCUCUGGAAUAAAUACCGUCUGCAAUACAAGCAUUUUGGUGAUGAUGUGGGGCGUUUUCAUCUAAUGGAGUCACCCUUCAUUGCUAAACAUGUAGCGCCGUAAACUGCACCAGUCACUAGGAGUAAUUGUCAUUGUUUACAUACCACAUACGGUCGAAUAUACACCUGAUGUACAAUUUUCCUCCUUGGAGUAUGUUACUGUUCCUAUCAAUGAAUCCAAAAUCGAAACCAUUAGUAUGAAUGCGAUGAAAUCAAAUUCAAACAUGAACUGUGAAACAACGAUGGAAAGCGCUGAAAAGCUUAAUCAACACAUCAUGAAAGACGAUCUGAUUUUGCUGGCUUCGGAGGAAAAAUCGAGCUUGAGGCGCAGCUGUGGUUUUAUGGAAGACGAAGAUCAUGCGGCUUUAGACAGUGAUACAAAUCCACUAAACUACGUUCCAAUAAGCAAUGAAAUAAUUUUGGAAGUAUCGUCGUCAAGCUUUGAUGAAGGAAUAGGCUUGAGUAACACUGAAGAAUCAAGUGAUGAUCAAGCGAGUGCCAAAUCCGACUCGCUGACAGCCAACAACUCUGUGAAGAAUCCAGCAGCGAAAGGCUAUCAACGAAAGCAAAGUAAGGAUAAAUUAAAAAACUACCAAUGUGAAAUCUGCCAACAAGUGUUCAUGAUGAAAAAACACCUUCGGGAGCAUCACGUAAUUGAGCAUCCGGGAGAAAACUGUAACAAAUGUGCCAUAUGUGAAAAAACGUUCAAACUACGGUCGAAUCUUCGGCAGCAUCUUCGUAUCCAUACGGGUGAACGUCCAUUUCGAUGUGACAUUUGCGGCAAGACAUUUGUACAGGGCAGCGCUCUAACUGUCCAUCGGGAAUUACAUAAAGAGCAGCGUGACUAUGAGUGCUCAGUUUGCAAAAAAGCAUUUAAAUCGAAGUUUGCCUUCAAAAAACACGAAAAAGUACACAUUGGACUGCGGCCAUUCAAGUGUGAUGAGUGUGGAAAAUCAUUCACCCAAUCAUGUAACCUGAAAGCACACCAAAAAUUGCAUACAGGAAAUCACGCAUAUCAUUGCACGACCUGUUCAAAGACCUUUCGCUUCAAAUCCCACUACCAAGAUCAUCUAAUGACGCACACCAAGGAGAAAAAAUACUGCUGUGCCCAGUGCGGUCGUACGUUUGCUUACAAAAACUCCUUCCAGCGGCACACCCUAAUCCACCGGGAUGAAGCUCAACACCAGUGUAUGGGAUGCGGGAAACAGUUCAGCAAACUAAGUCACCUCACCUUCCAUUACAAAUCUCAAGGUUGUGCUCGUAAACUAGCACGAGAGGGUGAGGUAGAUAGAGCUUCAAAAAAUCUGACUUGCGACAUUUGUAACAGCGUCUUCGAACGCGACGAUACUUUACUGGCCCAUCGAAACGAGCUGCACAGCUGCGAGGAUAACGUGCACGAAAAGGGACGAUGUCGGUACAAAUGCGUUAUCUGUAGCAAAUCGUUCCAGGAAGAGAAGGAGUUGCGUACCCAUUUCAAGUUGCACGAAGCCGACGAUUGUCCUUUUCAGUGUGGGAUGUGUGGAAUCCUUAAUUUAAACCAUACCUAAAAACCGGUAAGGUUCUCGUUAAAGGGUAUGCUAAUAAAAUGAAGAAGAAUCAGGCCAAAUUUACUGUAUGAUAAGGACUUAUUCUGUGAUAUCUCAGAGUGUAUGAAAAAUAUGUGUUUGUACUGGUCGUUUCGUAUUAAACAGCGAAUAUCUUCAAGAUAAGAUUAGUGUUUUAAUUACCGUCGCAAACCACAUUUUGUGACAAUCCUCACUCCGAAGCCAUCCUAAAUUAAUGGAACCAAAAAUCAUAAUGGAAAAGAUUCGUCUCUAGUACGGUCGUUGCUGCAGGGUAGCUUAUCUCAUAUGCAUAUGUUGUCUAUGAAAACGUUGGUAAAUGGUUCAUGCCGACUAUGAAAGGUGUAGGAAUAACCCUAGUGGGAGUUUCUAGUUCCUUAAUAGAGGUAGUAAUCCAUUCCAGUUUCUUAGACAGAACCUUUAGAAAGGGAUAUUAUAUACCUAACUAAUUGAAAGGCCCUGCCCAGCACUGAAACAUCUUAAACAUUUGUUCUCUGUUCAUUUAUAAUGCUCAACACGGAACUGGAAUGGAUUUAAAUGGAAACAUAAUAAAACUAUUAGUAUUAA